AGCACAGUUUCCAAAUGUCAACUAGGGCCAUAGCGAGCCAAGUUCGAGCUUGAGAAGGUUAGAAUACUUAGGCUUGGCUUGCUAUUCAUCUCGAUGGGUCAUGCCAACAUUAUUGGAGUUUAAUUAGUCUAUUACAAGAUGAAGGGUAUUUUAGUAAAACAGCUCACGAGCAGUGUCUUCUUUUGAGAAACCAAUCUGUCCAACAACCGCUGGCAUUUCUCCCUCCUAGAUCCCUUAUUAUAGAAUUGAAUCAAUUAUAAACACGAGAGGAUCGAGUGAACACAUUGAUCAACUUUACUUUGUGCAGAAACUAAAGAGUUUGAAACUUGAAAAGGAGAGAGAAUAAAAAUGUUGUAUGUUAUGAGUCCAAAGUGCUUAUUCUUCUACACUUUGCAGCUUCUAAUUUUAUUGCAAGCCAAAGUGUUUUGUUUUCAGCACAAAGUUGGAGACUUAAGCGCUUGGAACAUCCCUACUGCUGCUAAUCCAGAUGUCUACAUCAAAUGGUCCAAUAAAACCAGUUUCAGAGUAGGCGAUUCUCUUAUGUUUUUGUACCCACCAAGCCAAGAUUCAGUAAUACAAGUAACACCACAAUCAUACAAAACAUGCAACCUAAAAGAUCCAAUCUUGUUCAUGAAUGAUGGAAACUCAUUGUUCAACAUAACACAACCUGGAGAUUUCUACUUCACAAGUGGAGAAGUAGGACAUUGCCAAAAAGGCCAGAAACUUCACAUCUUUCUUGAUGGAAAAGGCGCUAUUGCUUACGCACCAUCAGAGGCAGAGACUGCAGCUGAUGGACCUUCUUACCAACAAAAUUUUGGGUCUAUUCCAACUGCAUCUGCUUCUUCUAUCAGAUUUUCUACAGUUUUGGGUUCUUUGAUUGUUUUUGCAAACUGGGUUCUUGUUUAAUUCAUGUAAUCAAAUACAAUGAGCCAUAUUCUUCAAUUUUUUUGUCGGUCGAUUAUUUUUAUAAUUAAUUAUUGGACUUAGGGUCCUACUUUUGAUUUGUAUUGAUUCUUUUAAUGAAAUUGUUAUAGUGUAUAACCAUGCUUUGCUUUUGUGUU
Messenger RNA from Chenopodium quinoa (quinoa), 1061 nucleotides. Its product is annotated as mavicyanin-like. The coding region runs from base 349 to 906 and encodes 185 amino acids. The record is from RefSeq and is a predicted model, not a curated record. NCBI's taxonomy places the organism in Eukaryota, Viridiplantae, Streptophyta, Magnoliopsida, Caryophyllales, Amaranthaceae. The transcript is spliced from 2 exons. Gene Ontology annotation, molecular function: electron transfer activity. Gene Ontology annotation, cellular component: plasma membrane.